AUGGCUACUAUUCUACAGAGCAUACUAAAUAUCAUUUUCAUUAUUGAGUUCUUUAUUGGAAAUUUGGGAAAUGGAUUCAUAGCACUGGUAAACUGCGUGAACUCUGUAAAGAGAAGAAAGAUUCCAUCAGUGGAUAAGAUCCUCACUGCUCUGGCAAUCUCCAGAUUCUCUGCAGUGUGGGUUCUAUUUCUAGACUGGUUGGUGUUUUUAAAAUUCUCACUCUUAUCAAUUACUAGAAAUACACUAAGAAUGAUACAGAUUGCCUGGAAUAUAAGCAAUCAUUUCAGCGUCUGGCUUACUACUAGUCUCAGCAUCUUUUAUUUUCUCAAGAUAGCCAUUUUUUCUAAUGCUAUUUUCCUCUACCUAAAGUGGAAAAUUAAGAGGGUGGUUUUGAUGGCAUUGCUGUUAUCACUGGUCCUUUUGUUUUUGAAUAUGUUUCUAGUUAUCAAACAUAUUGAUGCCUGGAUUGAUGGAUACAAAGUAAACACAUCUAACAGUUUGAGUCCAAGUUUUGUAGAAUUUCCCAGGCUUAUUUUAUUGCCAAGUUUAAUGUUCACUUUGAUACCCUUUGGGGUAUCCUUGACAGCUUUCCUCCUCCUAAUCAUCUCUCUUUGGAAACACAUAAGGAAGAUGCAGUUUUUCACCAAAGGAUGCAAAGAUAUCAGAAUCUGGGCACACAUCACAGCCUUGCAGACUGUGGUUGUCUUCCUCCUAUUUUACAUGGCAUUCUUUCUGUCUCUAGCUCUAGAAUUUUGGAUGUUUGAUAUAGAGAGAAGGGAGACUCUUCUGCUUGCAAGGGUCAGUAUAACGAUUUUUCCUUCCAUACACUCAUGUGUCUUCAUUCUGGGACACAGUAAGCUGAGACAGGACUUGCUUUCAGUAUUGCGGUGGCUGAGGUAUUGGUGCAAGCAAGUGGGAACCUUGGAUCCAUAG
Messenger RNA from Cricetulus griseus (Chinese hamster), 933 nucleotides. The record is from RefSeq and is a predicted model, not a curated record. NCBI's taxonomy places the organism in Eukaryota, Metazoa, Chordata, Mammalia, Rodentia, Cricetidae.